Betta splendens (Siamese fighting fish) is the source of this 4469-nucleotide messenger RNA. RefSeq names its product eukaryotic translation initiation factor 3, subunit 10 (theta) (gene eif3s10). The transcript has 22 exons. Gene Ontology annotation, cellular component: multi-eIF complex; eukaryotic translation initiation factor 3 complex, eIF3e; eukaryotic translation initiation factor 3 complex, eIF3m. Gene Ontology annotation, biological process: formation of cytoplasmic translation initiation complex; translation reinitiation. Lineage: Eukaryota; Metazoa; Chordata; Actinopteri; Anabantiformes; Osphronemidae. The record is from RefSeq and is a predicted model, not a curated record. Bases 125 to 3850 code for a protein of 1241 amino acids. Gene Ontology annotation, molecular function: translation initiation factor activity; mRNA binding.
GAGGUUCUUCCUUUCUCAGCCAGCACCGUGGUAGCGGCUGUGUGCGUGCUUUGGAUGGACUGGUGAAUUUUAUUAAAAUUCAUUGAAGUCAGCCCAUUUUGAGUUUCACUAAAGCGCCACAGAGAUGCCGGCGUAUUUCCAGCGGCCCGAGAAUGCUCUUAAACGAGCGAACGAGUUUCUUGAGGUUGGCAAGAAGCAGCCGGCCUUGGAUGUUUUGUACGAUGUCAUCAAGAGCAAGAAGCAUCGAACAUGGCAGAAAAUCCACGAGCCCAUUAUGCUCAAGUACCUGGAGCUCUGCGUGGAUCUCCGCAAGAGCCACCUGGCCAAGGAGGGUCUGUACCAGUACAAGAACAUCUGUCAACAGGUGAAUAUAAAAUCUUUGGAAGAUGUGGUCAGGGCUUACCUGAAGCUGGCAGAGGAGAAGACUGAAACUGCAAAAGAAGAGUCCCAGCAGAUGGUCCUGGACAUUGAGGAUCUGGACAACAUCCAGACUCCUGAAAGUGUACUUCUGAGUGCGGUGAGUGGGGAGGACACUCAGGAUCGAACAGAUCGCCUGCUGCUCACUCCCUGGGUGAAGUUUCUGUGGGAGUCCUACCGCCAAUGCCUGGACCUGCUGCGUAACAACUCCAAGGUGGAACGCCUGUACCAUGACAUUGCCCAGCAAGCAUUCAAGUUUUGCCUUCAGUACACCCGCAAAGCUGAGUUUCGCAAGCUGUGUGAUAACUUGCGUAUGCAUCUGGGUCAGAUCCAGCGCCACCACAACCAGAGCACCGCUAUCAAUUUGAACAACCCUGAAAGCCAGUCCAUGCACCUGGAAACACGUCUGGUGCAGCUGGACAGUGCUAUAAGCAUGGAGCUCUGGCAGGAAGCAUUCAAGGCUGUUGAGGACAUCCAUGGCCUGUUUGCACUUUCCAAGAAGCCCCCCAAACCUCAGCUGAUGGCCAAUUAUUACAACAAGGUGUCUACUGUGUUCUGGAAAUCUGGAAAUGCGCUCUUUCAUGCCUGCACCCUGCACCGACUCUAUCAUCUCUCCAGGGAGAUGCGUAAGAACUUGACUCCAGAUGAGAUGCAAAGAAUGUCGACCAGAGUCCUGUUGGCAACGCUGUCCAUCCCCAUUACCCCAGAGCGCACUGAUAUUGCCCGACUGCUGGACAUGGAUGGCAUUAUAGUGGAAAAGCAUCGCAGACUUGCCACUCUGCUUGGUCUGCAGUCUCCACCAACCCGCCAAAGUCUGAUCAAUGACAUGGUAAGAUUCAAUUUGCUGCAGUAUGUUGUACCUGAAGUUAAAGAACUGUACAACUGGCUCGAAGUGGACUUUCAUCCGCUGAAGCUCAGCGGAAGAGUAACCAAGGUGCUGAACUGGGUCAGAGACCAGGCUGAGAAGGAGGCUGAUUUGCAGCAGUAUGUUCCUCACCUGCAAAACAAUACAAUCCUAAGACUCUUGCAGCAGGUGGCACAAAUCUAUCAAAGCAUUGAGUUUAGCCGUUUGGCCUCUUUGGUUCCUUUUGUGGAUGCCUUCCAACUUGAGCGCGCCAUUGUGGAUGCUGCCCGUCACUGUGAUCUACAGGUCCGUAUAGACCACACCUCUCGAACUUUGAGUUUUGGUUCUGACCUGAACUACUCAACCAAAGAGGAUUCUCCUGUUGGACCUUUCCUACAAAACAUGCCAUCAGAGCAGAUCAGGAACCAGCUUACUGCUAUGUCUGCUUCUUUGGCCAAGGCCAUUCAGAUUAUCAAGCCUGCAUCCAUUCUGCAAGAACGUGAGGAGCAGAACCAGCAGGCUAUUGCUGCCUAUCUCAAAAAUGCCAAAAAGGAUCACUUGCGUAUUCUGGCUCGGCGACAGACCAUUGAGGAGCGCAAGGAGCGCCUUGAAAGCCUAAAUAUUCAGCGUGAGAAGGAGGAGCUGGAGCUGAGGGAGGCUGAGUUGCAAAAGGUCCGCAAGGCUGAGGAGGAGCGUCUCCGGCAGGAGGCCAAAGAGCGAGAGAAGGAGCGCAUCAUGCAGGAGCAUGAGCAGAUCAAAAAGAAAACAGUGCGUGAACGACUGGAGCAAAUUAAGAAGACCGAACUUGGAGCCAAGGCUUUCAAGGACAUUGACAUUGAGGACUUGGAGGAGCUGGAUCCUGACUUCAUUAUGGCCAAACAGGUGGAACAGCUGGAGAAGGAAAAGAAGGAACUCCAGGAGCGUCUCAAGAACCAGGAGAAGAAGAUCGACUACUUUGAGAGAGCAAAACGCCUUGAGGAGAUUCCUCUGAUCAAAAAAGCUUAUGAGGAGCAGCGUAUUAAAGACAUGGAACUAUGGGAGCUUCAGGAGGAGGAGAGGAUCAGUAACAUGAAAGUUGAACGGGAGAAGGCUCUCGAGCACAAGCAGCGCAUGUCUAGGAUGAUGGAGGACAAAGAAAACUUCCUAUCUAAAAUAACUGCUGCCCGUAGCUUCAUUUAUGAGGAAAAACUGAAAGCAUUCCAAGAGCGUUUGGUGGAGGAGCGGAAAAAGCGUCUGGAAGAAAGGAAGAGACAGCGCAAAGAGGACAGGCGUAACACUUACCACCGCCAGAAAGAGGAAGAAGCUCAGCGCAUCCACGAAGAACAGCUCAAGAGAGAACGCGAGGAGCGUGAACGCCAAGAGCAAGAACAGCGAGAGGAGGAGGAGAGGGAGUACCAGGAGCGUCUCCGCAAGCUCGAAGAACAGGAACGGAAACAGCGAGCUCGUCAGCAGGAGAUCGAGGAGCGGGAGCGCCGUCGGGAGGAGGAGAGAAGAGGCCAACCAGAGGAGAAACCCAAGGAAUGGCCCGAAAAGGAAGAGGGUGGAUGGCGUAAGCGCACCGAGGGAGGAGAUUCAGAAUGGCGUCGCCCCGUUCCUGACAGGGAAUGGAGACAGGAGGGUCGUGAUGAGGAGAGAGAGGACAAAGAUGGGCCCUUCAGGAGAGCAGACGGUGCUCGCAGAGGCGGAGAAGACAGAGGACCCCGCCGAACCUUCGAUGAGGAUAGAGGCCCCCGUCGUGGUGCCGAUGACGACCGUCCUCCACGUAGAGGGAUGGACGACGAUCGUGCUCCACGUAGGGGCUUUGAUGACGACCGUGGCCCAAGGAGGGGUGGAGAUGACGACCGCGGUCCCAGGCGUGGCUUUGAUGAUGAUCGUGGCCCCAGACGCGCCUUUGAUGAUGACAGAGGGCCUCGCAGAGGCAUGGAUGACUCAAGAGGUCCCAGGCGUGGAGCUGAUGAUGACUGGGGCCCCAGACGAGGAGGGGGAGAUGAUGACAGAGGUGGAAGGAGAGGCAUGGAUGAUGGGCCACGUCGUGGUGGCGAUGACGCCAAACCCUGGAAACCAUUGGGCAGACCUGGUGGCUGGCGAGAGAGGGAGAAAGCCCGUGAGGAGAGCUGGGGACCCCCACGCGGUGGUGCUGAUGAAGAUGGUGAGGAUGGUGAGGGAGAAGAAAGAUCUAGCGACCGCUUCAGGGACCGUCGUCCACAGAGAGAGGAGGGUGGUGUCUGGAGGAGAGCAGGCACAGAGGAAGGAAGCAGCUGGAGGGAAUCUCGCAGAGAGGAUGCUGAUCGUGAUGAUCGCCGUGGUGAGCGUGAUGAUCGCCGAGGCGAAGGCCGCGGUGAGCGUGAUGAUCGCCGCGGUGAGCGCCGUGAUAGAGAACGCCGGGAUGACCGUGAAAACAGAGGCCCUCCCAGAGAUCAGGAUGAUGGAGGUUCCUGGCGUCGUGGGGGUGAUGAAAGGCGGGAGGAGAGGCCCAGGGAGCGGGAGCGUGACACUGAAGGAGAUAAGGCUUGGCGUACUGACAAGGAAAACCAGCGUCGCACCAAGAAUGAGACAGAUGAUGAUGGCUGGACCACUGUCCGUCGUUGAGCAACAACCUUUUAUAUGAUAAAUUGGGAAUAAUAUCUUGUUUUCCAUCAGCAAAUUAGCCACAGCAGUGAAUAAUGACUACAUACUCAUGCUAUAUUUUCCUUGAAUUAAAUAUUUGUAGACUGUAGAUUUUCUGGGGAUGUUUUUGUUUCUUAGUUUUAUUUUGACUUUGAGCAGUUCUGGCUGCCCAACACUCGAUGAACUUGAGUGAACCUGGGCCUCAUGCAAACCAUUACUCUCAACAUGACUGCCCCCAGCGGUUAGGAGUGUUAUUACCUACAGUGACCAGUUCACCUGCUAAAACUUCCAGUGCAAACUUUGUUUCCCCAACUGGCUCUUUUAAACAACACAAUGACAUAAAUGUCAAUUUACGACCAUAGAUCCACCACUCUUAUAGCAGUGGCUAUGAAUGCCACAUGCUUCAGCGAUCUCUGCUGCUCCUCUAAUGUUUCAGCUGCUUCUUAACUCGUAAGAAUUUCCAUUUUGAUGUGCAUGCAUAGAGUAUUCAAUUCUUGCUCCAUAGCCAGUGUGUGCUUCUGUCCUGCUGCAAUCAGUGGUACCAAACCAGGUUGCAUGUGUACAGAUAAAGCCUUUAUUAAUAAAGAUGUUUGCUCACCAA